This is a messenger RNA of Myotis brandtii (Brandt's bat), 585 nucleotides long. RefSeq names its product diphthamide biosynthesis 3 (gene DPH3). The record is from RefSeq and is a predicted model, not a curated record. Bases 261 to 434 code for a protein of 57 amino acids. The transcript has 2 exons. Gene Ontology annotation, molecular function: metal ion binding. Gene Ontology annotation, biological process: protein histidyl modification to diphthamide. NCBI's taxonomy places the organism in Eukaryota, Metazoa, Chordata, Mammalia, Chiroptera, Vespertilionidae.
GCGGAGCGGUACCCGACACCACUGAGCAGCCGGCAAGCUCUAGCACUGUCUCCUUGGGCAGUUCAGCCAUCUCCAUGGUGACCAGUCCCGGGUCACCCAUUUGGCUUCCAAGCCCGCCGUUGCGUCAUUGUUAGGCGCCGGAAGCGAUCGUUCCUGCGCCGGGGCGUGGUGGCUUACACCCGGUCGGGGCCGGCGUCCUCGAAGUUAGACCGACCCGGGUCGGUUUCGGCCGGUGGGGGCCCCUAUCAGGCCCCAGAACUAUGGCGGUGUUUCACGACGAGGUGGAAAUCGAGGACUUCCAAUAUGACGAGGACCUGGAGACGUAUUUCUACCCCUGCCCUUGUGGCGAUAACUUCUGCAUCACUAAGGAGCAGUUUAUGUGUGGAGAAACAGUCCCAGCCCCUUCCACCAACAAAGAAUUAGUUAAAUGCUAAACAAGGACUUCCGGGAUCCAAAUCCCGAACAUUCAGGAAUGAGCCAAGCUGGAAAAAUCAAAGGCAAAGUUCCUGGCUUCCUCGUGGGACAACUGCUUUGUAGUUUGCUGCUGUGGAUUCUUUCCAUUGGAGUUCAUCUCCAAUUAAAGAA